Pseudovirgaria hyperparasitica is the source of this 1206-nucleotide messenger RNA. Its product is annotated as kinase-like protein. The coding region runs from base 75 to 1175 and encodes 366 amino acids. The record is from RefSeq and is a predicted model, not a curated record. NCBI's taxonomy places the organism in Eukaryota, Fungi, Ascomycota, Dothideomycetes, Acrospermales, Acrospermaceae. The transcript is spliced from 3 exons.
CAUCACCGGCCUGGCCCGCAGAAGCCCGCUAUCGACCUGUUCACCCUAAGAAGCCUCAGAGAGUCGACCACUCCAUGGUCUUAACCACAGAAACGAGGUCUCAAGCGGAAGGGUGCAAAAGCUGCGUUCGACAGUCUGAUGACGCAGUUGGUGAAAACUUAGCCGAGCAGCUGCACGCUCGUGAGAUUUCUGAGAUUUCUCAAGCCUCUGAGGCAUAUGACCCAACCCGUCAUCUCUCCAAUUCAGAGAUCGUUAAAGCCUGCCGAAGGCCUCCUCACGACCAUUCCCUAGGAAUUCCAAGUCGCGUAGUACGCAUCCUUUCCAACGCCAUAGUCAAACUCAUCGUCAGCCAGGCUGAGGCAGACAAUCAACGCUUCAUAUUCAACAAGGUCAACCCUGAAGUUUGUCGAGUACCGCGUGUCUAUCGAUAUUUCAAGCACGAUGGAAAGGGUUACCUGGUAAUGGAGUACAUUGAGGGUGUUUGCAUUCCUGCAAACGCCAUGACCCCGAAGCAGUACGCCAUUCUCGCAAGAGCGCUCGCUCAUCUGUAUUCUUUCAAACGCACAACGCCGGGCAACCUCGCGGGCGAGGGGAAAUGUUUCGAUUGCCCUCUGCCUGAGACUGGCGUUGAUUUUAUGGGAGACGUCAACCAAAUGAAUGCCUGGUUCCAAUCUCGCCUCCUUGAGUGGGAUACCACCUAUCGAUUCAAUUUUGACCCCGGUCAGUUUGUGAUUUGCCACCGUGACAUCGCACCGCGCAACAUACUCUGGCAGCAAGAUGAGUCGAUCUGCCUUCUUGAUUGGGAGACGGCCGGGUUUUUUCCCGUAUCUUUCGACCUCUGUUCACAGCGCAAGGGCAUCCCGCAGGAUUUUGCAUUCAAUCAGGCUGUCGAGCGACUUAUUGCGACUAUGUCCUCGGUGACCGUUGAUAUGGAAGAGGUCCGACACCUUGAACAGGCAUGGCGAUGCAGUGAGAAAUACGCAUUUGCGCCUCCUUGUCAAGCCUUUGAUCUCCGUCUAAUAGCCAGCAAUCCCCCGCCGGACAUUGAUUUCACGGUAAGUAAUCCUUAUUGCCCCGUGUCCUGUGCUCAGACAUUGGAGGCUAUGCAGGCUAUGCCUAAAAGAAGUGGCAAGAAAACAAUUAUAUCACGGACGCUCCGUCCAUCUUUGCCCUAGACCUGCUCUACUUCUCUCACGCCCAUACACA